This is a messenger RNA of Perca fluviatilis (European perch), 2569 nucleotides long. It is a transcript of the gene marchf5, whose product is annotated as membrane-associated ring finger (C3HC4) 5. The record is from RefSeq and is a predicted model, not a curated record. Lineage: Eukaryota; Metazoa; Chordata; Actinopteri; Perciformes; Percidae. Gene Ontology annotation, molecular function: zinc ion binding. The transcript is spliced from 6 exons. The coding region runs from base 367 to 1209 and encodes 280 amino acids.
AAGCUAUUUACGUUACCUUCGAGACGGCCCAGUUAAUGGAGUCACGCGGCCACGCCAAUACAACAAAUGAGACCGUAGCAGAUGUAAAGGGGAUUUUUUUUACUUGAAAUAGAUCAUCGGUCACAGAUAGAUGCUGUCUAUAUUACAAUGACCGCAAAGGAAUAGUUUUAAGCUAAAUACUUGGCUCGUUUGCAGCUGUCUUACCGUAUCAACACAAGGGCCUAUGUAGCUAGCUAGCUAGUUAACGCUCAUUCCUCAGCUGCAGUAAAUUAACAGGCGUGCCAUUUUAUUUUAUUUUAUCUAUAACGCAACUUAUCUGCUUUGCCUAAAAGACAGCAUUGGGUUUUUUGUUGCUUUUUCACGACAAUGGCGGAACAGGGUGCAGCGGCCAUGCAGAAUUUGGACAGGAGCUGCUGGGUAUGCUUUGCCACAGAUGAGGACGACCGCACAGCAGAGUGGGUGCGUCCUUGUCGCUGCCGGGGCUCGACCAAAUGGGUUCACCAGGCCUGUCUGCAGCGCUGGGUGGACGAGAAGCAACGAGGCAACAGCACCGCACGUGUGGCCUGCCCACAGUGCAAUGCAGAAUACCUCAUCGUCUUUCCCAAACUGGGCCCCGUGGUUUACGUGCUGGACCUGGCCGACCGGCUCAUCUCUAAGGCCGGCCCCUUCGCCGCCGCCGGCAUCAUGGUGGGCUCCAUCUACUGGACUGCAGUCACCUACGGAGCAGUCACUGUCAUGCAGGUGGUGGGCCAUAAGGAGGGCCUGGACGUUAUGGAGCGGGCCGACCCUCUGUUCCUGCUCAUCGGCCUGCCCACCAUCCCCGUCAUGCUGAUCCUCGGCAAGAUGAUCCGCUGGGAGGACUACGUCCUGCGUCUGUGGAGGAAGUACUCCAACAAGCUGCAGAUCCUCAACAGCAUCUUCCCAAGGAUCGGCUGCCCGGUUCCCCGCAUCCCGGCAGAGGCCAGCCCCUUGGCAGACCACGUGUCGGCCACGCGGAUCCUGUGCGGCGCCCUGGUCUUCCCCACCAUCGCCACCAUCGUGGGGAAGCUCAUGUUCAGCAGCGUCAACUCCAACCUGCAGAGGACCAUCCUGGGAGGCAUCGCCUUUGUGGCCAUCAAGGGGGCGUUUAAGGUGUACUUCAAACAGCAGCAGUACCUGAGGCAAGCCCACCGCAAGAUCCUGGACUUCCCUGAGCAGGAGGAAGCCUGAGGAGGCUGCGCCGUCCGGAGGGGGGGGACAGCCGGACCCCACACACAGACACGCGGGACUCUGAGCAGGAAGUGUUGGUGAAAACGGACUCGGGGGUCAGGGUCGGCCUCCCUUACGCCUCGACCCCUUCUGGAGCGAUUCAUCGCACGGCCGCUGACAUUCACGCAAGGAUCCCCACCGCCGCCACUACACGUUUUUAAACUUUUGACGCUUUUGGUAAAGUGAAGACGGAUAACACUCGUCGACGCCGACUGGAGCAUGUUUGCAGUCGGUGUGCGGUUAUAGACACACACGUCGGAAAACCAAGGAGUCGUGCUUGUGUGACUCUCGGGUGGAUUUGCUUCAACCACCACAUAACUAACACUUAUUGUAAACGUACUGUAUUUUAAAGAUUAAAAAGGCGGGCCAUGUGUAAUUUAGAAAGUUUUAUAAUAAUAAAUGGUUGUUUUAUAAUUAUUUCAAAGAUUUGAAAAGUCCCCCUUUUGCCUAAGUUUGGGGUUUGUAUUAAAUGCAACUGUUCAGUGUGGUGUAGAAUGUAUUAACAAUUAAACAAUAAUUAAUGUAUAAAUCCUGAUGCAGUAGCUACAUUAACCCCAACCAGGAAGCAUCAAGAGAGAAACGACCCGCUGACCACAUGGGGGGGGGGGGGUUUGAGACCCUGCAACUAUGUGAGGGCUCUUUGUUUUUGUUCACAGGCCUCGGCAGCGUUUGUCGUCUGUAGCUUCAUCUCCGCUCAACAAAACGCUCGUCUGUCGUGUCCCAAAGCUACAGCACGUGGUCGAGCCUGUCGCCGCGAGACAUUUACAGCAGACGGGUGGACGGAUAAUGGACGCUUUUGGUCCUCGGAGCUUUUUUUUGCUGUGACGGGAUGUUCUACCGGGAAAUCAUCUGAAAAGCUUGGGGAGACUCGCUCACCUGAUGGUCCAGCACUUUGCUCUGGGAAGAUGUGAAACUUUAUUUUUUAUUUGAGCUACAAAUCCACUUUAUUCCCCCAAACAUGUGAUGAUAGGACUGUUGUGUUGCCCGAGUGCAAACUGCACCUCAGGUCAGCCUGCGGUUCUGAGGUAAUGGACCUUUUCUCAUGGCAGACAUGUUGACAUUUCGUAGUAGGAAAAGCACCGGUGUAUUCAAAACCAUUACUGAUGGCUGCAUUCCACUUAGGAGAGGUCCUGGUAUUGUGCAUGCUGAGUCACUGGAAUAGCUUACUGGGACACUUGAUGGAACUGAGCCAUCGUUAAGGUUAUCAAUGUCAGCUGUGCUUUUCCUACUAUGACAAGUCCAAAUGUCUGCUGUGAAAAAGGUCCAUUACCAUGCAGAUAUAAGGGAAGCUUGGACACUGCUCAUUGUGGGUGACAUUUCU